AUGCUGAAGAUUCGUACUGAAUUAAAAGAUAUCAUUAUAGACUCAAUCCAUGACUCACGUAAAGUUGAAAGAACUAGGCCUAGAGAAGUCAAUAUUGAUGAAUAUUAUGCUUCAACUUCAGCUGAUCAGCAUACCCAUGGUCAUGGAGUCAAACGUAAACACAUUACUGACCCAGUUAACAGUGUUAUACAUGAUCUAUCUUCCUCUGAUGACGACAUCCAAUUCACCCAAAACAGGUACAAAAUACCAAAGUUAUCACAUCUGUACAAAGAAGAUGGAUCAGUCAAUAGUGAUAAUGUGAUAUGUCAAAUUGAUGAACUCUUACAGGACAAACAGACAUCUGAUAAAGAUUCAGACUUUGAAGAAAGUUUAGAACAGGAAUACAAUUUAAAAGAGAAAGUUGGGACAGAGAUUAACCCAAAAGUGGCCAGUAUUGUGACUAAUUUAUUCAUUAAUAAUAAGUCUAAAGAGAAUAUUACAGAUAUUUUUGACAAGUAUCUUAGACCUGGCAACCUUGAUAUACAAUUACCAGAUGUGAAUGGUGAAAUAUGGGCUUUUAUGAAGUCUGGAACCUGCACUAAAGAUGUUAAAUUCCAGAAACUUGGUAAUAAAAUUGUCAAGUGUACAUAUGCUGUUACAAAUUUGACUGAUCAGUUGAUACAAAUCAAAAAGAAAUUUCCAGAUGUUAACAAGGAAAUGACUGAAACUGUAAAAAAGGCUAUGGAUUCUUUGACCCUAUUAGGCAGUGUUUUUAAAGACAUAAAUCAAAAGAGACGAGAUACGAUUAAAAUUGAUUUAAAUCAAAGAAUGAAACCAUUAGCUUAUCCAUCAAAUAAUGUGAACAAUGGUACUUCUAAGAAUUUAUUUGGUGAUGACUUAGGAAGAAAACUGAGAGAUUUAAAAGACACCAACCAAGCCCUUAGUGCUCCAUCAUAUAGUACCACAGCAAAUAGUUUUGGAUACAACAAACCAAACCAAUCAAGAUAUGGAAAUAACAAUUACCAUAACAGAUCUAACUACAAUGAUAAUAGAAGCCAAAAGUCUUUUUUAGAUUACCGCAGAAGACCUCAGAAUCAGAGGGGGAAGGGGAAGUUUACCCAAACAUCCCAGAAAAAGAAAUAG
Messenger RNA from Lottia gigantea (owl limpet), 1122 nucleotides. RefSeq lists its product as hypothetical. Bases 1 to 1122 code for a protein of 373 amino acids. The record is from RefSeq and is a predicted model, not a curated record. The transcript has a single exon. NCBI's taxonomy places the organism in Eukaryota, Metazoa, Mollusca, Gastropoda, Lottiidae.